UGUGCGGGGUUGUUUUCCUGUUAAGCUGGUAGACAGCUUUGAACGCAAAAAUAUUCGCGAGUCAAGGUAUCGUCUAUAAAGAAUGGAGCAAGCCGCGGAAAUAAUUUAAUAUUGAUUUUAUUUUCUUUAAUUACGUAUCCCGGGCUUUGAAGAUUGCAGAGGGGAGAAAAUAGCUUGGCUAGCUUGUUAGCCAACUAGCAUGCUACACUACGUGGGACUCUUGAGCGAUAUGAGACGACGCUUUAGCUAGACAGCUAUCUGUAAAACGAUGUCAGAUUCACCGUCACACACCAAUAACGUUUCAUUUGAACGGUAUACAGCAUGGAUCCAGGUGGACUGAAACAUAGCAAUAAGCAAGAUGAGAGCUUGACCCUCGUGGAUUACAGUGAUAGAGCAAGCAGCACCAUGUCAGUGUCCUCCAGCUCGGUGGAUUCUUUAUCCAGCCCCAGGCUGCAGCCAGGCUCCGGAGACGUGUCCAACGGAAUGGGCAACAAGGCCCCUCAGGAGGGGCUGACCACAGCUGUGUCGGUGUCCAUGGGACUCUACGGGGAGGAGCCCGACUCCAAGGUGAUCGGUAACGACCAGAGAGCGCAGCCCCAGCAGUCUCCCGGCCUCUUCACCCUGGGGGAGAACUUCUCCCGCCUGGAAGCAAGCAUCGCAGACUUAAAUCGCUGCGCCACUUCGAUGGAUUCCCUCAUAGGCGGAGCGGACCCCAACCUUUUCCCUUUGAAAACAGAGGAUUUCUCGCCCGUGGGCAGGGGGGAGAUCGACCUGGAUCAGGACACCUUCGGGCAGGUCGGCAGGGACUCCGACAUCAGCCAGAAGCUCUUCAACGACAACGCCCUCGACCUCCUGCAGGAUUUCGAGCUGACGGGCUCCCCGUCGGAGCUGAACGACUUCUACGUCGGCGACGACACGGCGUUCCUCUCCUCACUGACCACCGACGACUCCCUCCUGGGCGACAUCGGCGCCAUGAAGCAAACCAAGCCCGUCGCUUGCGGCAACGGCAACAGCUGCGCCAACGUGAACGGCAAAGACCAGCAGCUGCUGGACAGCGGCGCCCCCACGGCCGUCAUCAAGACGGAGAAAGACGCCUACAUCCAGCUGUGCACUCCGGGCGUCAUCAAGCAGGAGAACGAGAGCCGGCGCUACUGCCAGAUGAGCGGCUCGGACGUCGGCGGCCCCCUCAACUCCUCCAUUUCAAUCUGCGGCGUGAGCACCUCGGGCGGACAGAGCUACCACUUUGGAGUUAACGCCUCGACGACGGUCGCCGCGCAGCAGCAGGAUCAGAAGCCCGUCUUUAACCUGUACCCACCGGUGGCUUCUGUCGGGGAGACCUGGAACAGAGGACAGGGGUUUGGGGACACCGCUGGGAUGCAAAGGGCAAAAGAAACCUAUACUGGUUCGCCACCUUUCUCUUCUACCUUCAUCAGUUCUGCAGCCCGACCCGAAGCCAGCAGCUCCACAGCCGCCGCCCCCGGAAAGGCAGGAGGCGCGACCCACAAAAUCUGCCUGGUGUGCUCGGACGAGGCUUCCGGCUGCCACUACGGCGUGCUCACCUGCGGCAGCUGCAAGGUGUUCUUCAAGAGAGCCGUGGAAGGAUGGAGAGCACGACAAAACACAGAUGGACAACACAAUUAUUUGUGCGCGGGGAGAAACGACUGCAUCAUCGACAAGAUCCGCAGGAAAAACUGCCCGGCCUGCCGCUUCCGCAAGUGUCUCCAAGCCGGCAUGAACCUGGAAGCGCGGAAGACCAAGAAGCUGAACCGGCUGAAGGGGGUGCAGCAGGCGGCCGUGGCCGAGGUGCCCGUGCCCCCCCUCCCGGAGGCACGGGCGCUGGUGCCGAAAGCCAUGCCCCAGCUCGUCCCUACCAUGCUGUCCCUGCUCAAGGCCAUCGAACCCGAGACCAUGUACGCCGGCUACGACAGCACCAUCCCCGACACCUCCACGCGCCUCAUGACCACCUUCAACAGGCUGGGCGGGCGGCAGGUCAUCUCCGCUGUCAAGUGGGCCAAGGCUCUGCCAGGGUUCCGGAACCUGCAUUUGGAUGACCAGAUGACCCUGCUGCAGUGCUCCUGGCUCUUCCUGAUGUCAUUCAGCCUGGGCUGGAGGUCCUACCAGCAGUGCAACGGAAGCAUGCUCUGCUUCGCCCCAGAUCUCGUCAUUAACGAGGACCGGAUGAAGCUGCCCUACAUGAGCGAUCAGUGCGAGCAGAUGCUCAAGAUCUCCAACGAGUUUGUGAGGCUGCAGGUGUCCCAUGACGAGUACCUGUGCAUGAAGGUCCUGCUGCUGCUCAGCACCGUUCCGAAAGACGGGCUGAAGAGCCAGGCUGUUUUUGAUGAGAUCCGCAUGUCCUACAUCAAGGAGCUUGGCAAGGCCAUCGUCAAGCGUGAGGAGAACUCCAGCCAGAACUGGCAGAGGUUCUACCAGCUCACCAAGCUGCUGGACUCCAUGCACGAGAUGGUGGGAGGACUCCUGAACUUCUGCUUCUACACCUUUGUGAAUAAGUCCCUGAGCGUGGAGUUCCCCGAAAUGCUGGCGGAGAUCAUCAGCAACCAGUUACCAAAAUUCAAAGCCGGGAGCGUCAAGCCGCUCCUCUUUCAUCAGAAAUGACCGCCUUACAGCAUGACACAAUGCCUUAAAUUCUACCAGCUCACCCCACGGACCCGGAGACCCCGCGAGCGACCAGGG
Messenger RNA from Megalops cyprinoides (Indo-Pacific tarpon), 2691 nucleotides. It is a transcript of the gene nr3c1, whose product is annotated as nuclear receptor subfamily 3, group C, member 1 (glucocorticoid receptor). Bases 322 to 2613 code for a protein of 763 amino acids. Gene Ontology annotation, cellular component: nucleus. Gene Ontology annotation, molecular function: nuclear glucocorticoid receptor activity; zinc ion binding; steroid binding. The record is from RefSeq and is a predicted model, not a curated record. Gene Ontology annotation, biological process: nuclear receptor-mediated glucocorticoid signaling pathway; regulation of DNA-templated transcription. NCBI's taxonomy places the organism in Eukaryota, Metazoa, Chordata, Actinopteri, Elopiformes, Megalopidae. The transcript has 10 exons.